Messenger RNA from Fopius arisanus, 4899 nucleotides. It is a transcript of the gene Tsp26A, whose product is annotated as Tetraspanin 26A. The coding region runs from base 432 to 1367 and encodes 311 amino acids. Gene Ontology annotation, cellular component: plasma membrane. NCBI's taxonomy places the organism in Eukaryota, Metazoa, Arthropoda, Insecta, Hymenoptera, Braconidae. The transcript is spliced from 10 exons. The record is from RefSeq and is a predicted model, not a curated record.
GGAUAAGAUAGUCUGACCCGCUCAGUCUCGUUGAUCGCGGCGCCAACGAAGCCAGUGUGCCGCCGGAACGUGACAAUGGCAGUAGUCGUAAUUGUUGUAUCGGCCAUUACAACGAUCAGCUGAUCGGCCAAAGACGACUACUGCCCACCCCUUUUCACCAUAAUCUCAUAAAUCGGUUGGAUAGUAAUUUUCACUCAUGCAUCCAACGUGAAAUUCGGGAUUUUUAGUUAGAGAUUUUUAGUUCUCUCGUUCACAGUGAAUAUUUGUGUGUUAUCGGUUUGUUUACGUUUUCAAUUUUUAAUUUCAUUGAUAUUAUUCCGGUGUUUACACCAGUUCUAGUGAAUAAUUCGGAGUGCACAUGUGCGCGUUCAAUUUCGGAGGGCGCGAAAUAUCGUUCCUCAGUGUAAAUUAAGGACAAAUGUGUCGUAAUCAUGCCAGCUAGGAAGUACAGAAGGGAUACUAGUGAAGUGAGCUGCUGCCUGAAGUACGUGAUCUUUGGAUUUAACGUUUUAUUCUGGUGGCUGGGUCUGGGAAUAAUGGCGGUGGGUGUCUGGGCCUGGAAGGAGAAGGACACAUUCAACAAUCUAUCACGUCUAACAAAUAUCGCCCUGGAUCCAGCAUUCAUCCUCAUUCUAGUCGGUACGGUCACAUCCGUCAUUGGUUUCACUGGAUGCGUUGGGGCACUCAGGGAAAACACGUGUCUAUUAGCCGCUUACGCUGUAUUUUUGGGUGGAUUGCUGAUGCUGGAGCUGACACUGGGUGUGCUGGGAUUCAUUUUUAAAGACUGGAUCAAAUCUCAAGCGACUGGUGGGUUUCAAGCAUUUAUAAUUCAUUAUCGAGAUGAUCCAGACCAGCAGAAUCUCAUCGACUGGAUCCAGGAGGAUUGGUUGCAGUGCUGUGGGAUAGAGGGUCCAAAAGACUGGGAUAGAAAUAACUAUUUCAACUGUUCAUCGAUUGAAAUUGGGUCUAGUGAAGCCUGUGGCGUGCCUUUCAGCUGUUGCAAACGGGAGCCCAACGUGAGAAGUGAAAUAACUAAAAACAAGCAGUGCGGAUACAACGUGCGCAAACCCGGCAAUCCAGCAGAGAGGAGUAUAUUUGAAAGGGGUUGCCUGAGGGCGGGUGAGGAGUGGCUAGAAUUGAACCUCGUGCCAGUUGCUGGUACCAUAGUCAGCACAAUGGUUCUACAGAAUUCAGACGUGACGAUACAUGAGAAGGGUUGUAUUCAGGCGGGGGAGGAGUGGGUGGAGAGAAAUUUACUUGUGAUUGCAACCAGCGCUGUCGUCACGGCUUUUGCACAGAUCCUUGGAAUUUGCUUCGCCCAGAAUUUGCGGGCCGAUAUAUUUGCGCAAAAGGCAAAGUGGCACUGACAAUCACGUGCCCCCACGGCGGUUUAGCAUCUUGUACUGAUGGAUGCUGAUCGAUCACGUUGAUCAAGGCAAGUUCUUGAAGGGUUUGCAUUUUGGAAAUUGCCUAGGUUGUUGGAGUUGUGCUAAUACAGCUGUUGAAAAAAUUUCAUCUUGAAUUGGAGCUCUCAAUGGGACUGGGUCAAGCCAGAAAAUGAAGAUUGGCUGUUGGUGAUCGACAGGUGGAGUUGGCAAUUUCGAAUCGAUACAACAGUCCGGGGUUAAGGUAUUACUCAGUAAAUUCGGUGGACCCGUGUGGUUGUUGAUGGGGUAACUCUCAAAGCACUUGUUUGAACGGUUUUAACUGGAUUUAAACCACUGGACAAAUCGGGUAAAUUCCGUAAAUAUUGGCUUCCCAAAGGGAGAGAUUAUUCUGGGAUUAUUCAAAAGCGAUUGCUAAUUAUCCUGUUAAUCGAGAACAAUUGUUUUCGUUUGUGAACUAUCAAAAGCUACAAAAGUUCAUUCCAAAUAAAAAAUAACUUUCGCUAACUUUUUUUAAUCAGUGAAGUUGCUAAAUCCACAAAUUGAAACACAAUUCAUAUUCACCAUAUUUCUUGACCAUCGAGUUAUGUCGAUAACUAUCGCAAAUUGAAUUUACGGGAAAAUUUGGAUCCACCGAAUUUCAAUUAAUUCGCUGCCUUUCACCGAUAACAGUCGACCCCCACAGGAACGAAGGAAUUAAUUUCCCAAUAAACCUCUCGAUUUGAGUUGAUGAAUCAGUUUGCAGUCCACUUGUCGAUCACACAAAUACUGUUUCAAAUUGAGAGAGACCCUAGGCAAAUUGAAAAGAGCACUUGAACUUGAUGUUGAUCGACGUGAAUGUCGUGGGGGCGCAGCGAGAAAUCAGGGCCAAUCUCGUUGCAGUAUCGAAAAUCACUGAGAACUCGUGCAUUAUGUGCGAGGCAUCAAGGCCACCCUAAGACAACCCUCAGAACCAAACUUUAUCGUAACGCCCGAUUGGGCGUUAAAUUAGUUGCUCCAACUACUUUCUGAUGAGAACGUGUUAAAAGGGGGUUCCUCGUGGAAUUUAUGGUGAGGGGAGGUGAGAGGGUGGUAAACUUAUAUCGAUUAUCACCCCCCUUCAACUCCCACUCCCCCAAUUGCACGAUUCAUGUUCAAGCCCGAGUAAUAGAUUUUAUCUCAAUUUUCCUUUGAAUUUCCCGGGAUUCGUUUUCACUUUUUUUUUGCCUCCAAGUUUUAAUAAAUCUAAUCAUCGGUCGCUUGCCUGUACCUCCAGGAAUUUACCUCCUCCGAUGAAGAUUGAGCAAGGAAAAAUGAAGUGGAGAAUAAAAAUAAAUGGCAAUGAUGUAUAGACGUUAAAUGUACAGUUCAUCGUGGAAAGUCUUUCGCGAGGGGGAAUUAUAAGGGGAAAAAAUCUUGGAGCAAAUAGCACAAAUUUUAUUACGUUUCGUGUCGUUCAUCCAUUGAUGGAAGGGAAAGAGGAAAACUUUGACUCUGUUAUUCGAUUUAUUUUUUCAUUCCCUUUUUUUCUUUUUUGUUUCCGAAUAAAGUGAUUUCCGGGACGGGUGGGAGAACAUCAGUUGUUUAAUUUAAUAGUUGUGUCUCGCGGUUCGAUUAUUUCAAUAAUUGGAGGAAAUCGAGAGGUGGGGAAUAAUCAGUGGAGAUGUUGAUGGAUCAAUUGUUUUUUUUUCCCAAUGCUUUGGUGGAUUUAUCCCGGGGCACUUGCGAUCUGUUGGCUACCGGGAAAAAAAUACGUUCAACUGCCCAUUGAAAAAAUUGUGGAGAAAACUACUAUAUUUCUAAAUAUGUAUAUCUUAAUUGACUGCGAGCAGUUUGCGACGGUGUAAAAUAGUAGGAAUCACUCAUUAUGCUAUUGCGAGGUGAUUGGUGUGUACAAAAUGAUAUCGAAGCGCUUGUUCAGCGGGUGAGUUGAUGAAUGGGGAUUGAUCGUUAAUUCGAGAUUUAUGUGAGUAGAAUAUUCGAUUUGAGCGGUUCAAUCGAAAAACUUUUUUUUUAUUUUGACGAACGUUGGGGAAAUUAAUUACGUUUGUAUCUUUUAUUCUGUGUGAAUUUUGUAUGGAUUACCUCUGACGCGCUGAAAAACUCAAACGAAGUCAUUAAAUCAUAAGUUGAGAGAUUUGUUCGAUACUCCAUUGUCCACAUAACGGACAAGACGAGAUGCUUGCAUUAACCGUUCUUUUUUUACAUGACAUGUAAUCGUGAUAAUUUCAGUAUACUGACACAAAUGAUUUUUAUUGAAUGAAUUAAUAAAAAUCAUCUCGAAGUACUAAAUCUAAUCGUUGAUUUUCUAAUCAACUAAAGUAAACGAAUUAUUUGUUGUUUUUUAAACCGCUGUUAUGCGUAUCGAUAAACGCUUGUGAAGGCGAUUUUUUUUUUUAAUUACUUGAGGUAUAAUUGACGGGGUUAACAAAAAUGAUAUGCAUAAACCACCGCAAUAACCACGUACCUCUGUUAAUUUCUGUAUUAAUAAUUCACCUUUAAAUAAUGUUUAUCAAUACGGGACAAAUGGGUUUGGCAAGGCUGUGUGGUGCGGGUAGAUCAUUAAAUGAAAUACCCGCGAAUACAUUAUUUUUACUGCCAUUGGCACAAUUUUGCUAAGCCCAAGUGACAUUCCAAUUUAAUUAUAAAAUCCAUUUCACUGGCUGUUCAUAAUGAAAUAUUAAUUUUAAUUGAUUGAUACUGUUAACCUGAUUCAAUAUUCUGUUAUUUGUCGAAUAUUCGGAUCAUGUGACACGGUAAAAUGAGUUGACUUUAAAAUAAAUUAUUAUGCUGGCUAGCGAAGAAGCUAAAUGCAUAAUUAUUCAAAGUCAACUCAUUUUGAAGUAAUUGAGAAUGAUGUAUUAUAAUGGAUUUUUAAUUGCCUGUUUUAUUAUAUCCUUAAUGAUACUACAAUAGCUGAAUUACUGCCGCUGGAUUAUACAUUGAUGGCAAUUCACAUGCAAUUUAUUUUUGAAUUUUUAACGUGCGAGAAUGAUGAAAAAUGGGUGCUUAAGAACAAUAUCAAAUUAAACUCGUAAUUAUUCAAUUUGUUUUAUUCUUUUAUUUCACGCCUUUAUUUUUUUUUGUUUGUUUUAUAGGCAGAUACUGCGAGUUGAAUCAAUAUUUUUAUUUGAUUUAUCAGCGAAUAACAUCGUUACAGAAAUUAUUAGAAAUUCCGAAUGAAUAAUUGUAUAUCAAAAUUAUUUGCAGAGCCACGAGAUUGCAGUGUUUCAUUCGAGCUCCAAAUAAAGGAUAAACGGUUUUUUUUUUCAAAUUAUUUUGUUUCUCGUUAUUUCUCUUUACCGUUUGUACAACGUUUAAUUGGAUUUUACCCUCAAUUGGUGGAAGUUUUUUUCUGUUCUGCUCGUUGCGAGUGUAAUGUGAAGGUAUAUGAAGAUAAACUUAAUUGAAUAUCGCGUAAUAAAUUGUAAGAUUAUCGAAUGUGUUGAGUUCUUUAAUCAUGUAAAUAUUGUAAACAUACUUGUAAAGAAUCUGAAUAAAUAGUAGCAAUUGAAUGAUCGCUUGACCAAUAAAA